AUGGUGUAUGUGGACACCGGCAGCAGCCUCUUCUGGAUCAACUGUAAACCAUGCGGCUUCAACCUUCGCAUGCCAGAACCUAUAUUUGACCCGAACACGUCUUCUACAUUUGCCUUCGAUAAUUGUCAUAGCAAUAUUUGUAAAGCAUCUGGUACGGUUCCAAUUUCAUGUGCAUUUGAUCUAGAUAACACCUAUAAGUGUAAAUUUGAGGUCUAUUAUGGUGAUGGUUCUUCCUGCAGUGGACGGGUGGCUAGGGAGCAGUUUGUGUUUGGUGAACAAAUUCUAAAAGGAAUUUUCUUUGGAUGUUCAUAUAAAACAAAAAACAUAGAUAGUAGUGGCAUUUUAGGACUCGCCGACCAUUCUAUUUCUCUUCUUGCACAAUUAGGAUAUAGGAGGUUUGGUUAUUGUAUAGGCAACGUAAGUGACACAUCAUAUUCCAAUCAUAAGUUGUUUCUUGGGAACUCAGUUGCCCUAUUGGGUUAUAAGACUUCAUUGGUUGUGGACACCAAGUACUAUAUUAAUUUGGAAAAAAUCAUGGUUAACGGUGAUGUAUUGGCUAUUGAUAGUAACAUAUUCAAAAAAAAGGGUAACAUCGGCGGAAUGGUGGUUGACACCGGCUCAACUUAUACCUACAUGCCACUCUUGGCGGUGAAAUCUUUCGAGAUAGCUGUGAUGAAUAUUUUUGAUGAAGAUGAAGAUGAAGAUAAGUUUACCAUAAAUAACACCUUCUCACGUGGAGGAUACAUGAAGUUGUGCUACGAUGGAGAUGUAAAGCAAGAUUUGGGAUCUUUUCCACCUGUCGAGUUAAUAUUCGAGCGUGGCGCAACUAUGGACCUAACCGCCGAUAACAUUUUUCAUCAAAUUUCCAAAUCAUCUUUUUGCUUAGGAAUCCUACCCAUUGAAAUUGUGGAUAAAGGUGCUACAAUAAGCAUUCUAGGGAACCUGAUCCAGCAACAAUUCUUCACAAGCUUUGACUUGGAUAAAAAGGAAUUUGCAUUCGAAAGAAUGGAUUGCGCAACAUGGGAUUAA
Molecule: messenger RNA, 1029 nt
Organism: Erythranthe guttata (spotted monkey flower)
Lineage: Eukaryota; Viridiplantae; Streptophyta; Magnoliopsida; Lamiales; Phrymaceae
Source: RefSeq, a predicted model, not a curated record